CCAAAUUCGUACAAAUAAUACUCUACUAAUACCAAUGCCUACUACUACAGUGACACUACAUACCGAUUACCAAUAUUGUAUUAGCACUUGUGUCAUCGAAGUGCAUCGAAGUCUAAACUCUAAAGUUCAUUUAUUUAGUUUAUCUGUUUCCAAUUUCCAUCAACUGUCACAGACUCACAGUAUCAUAAUAUAACUUUGUAAGGUUAGAGCCAAGGUUGAAGCAAUAAGACUGUUUUGGUUUAAAUUUUUAAAAAAUCUAUUGUAAAUCUAUAAGUAAGGUGGCCCACUGAACAGUUCGACUAAUACUGCUGUCAUUAGUUACCUGGAGUUGUAAACUGGAAUAACUGGAUUUUAAGCUCAACGAUCAUCACUAAUAAACAUUCAACAAAAUGGAUCUUUUGUACUGUGAUGCAGUUGCAGUUCAUUCACUUACUUGGUACCUGAAGUAUGUUGGUAUUCCAUUGACCAUUGGUGUGACAAUGUGUAAAUUAUUCAGCUGUAUCACCACAAAUAGACGUCGUGCUGCAUUGCAAGGAAAGGUAGUUGUAAUAACUGGUGCAAGUUCUGGUAUAGGAGAAGCAUUGGCUCAUGCAUUCUAUGAACAAGGAAGCAAAGUAGUGUUAGCUGCUAGAAGAAAAACAGAAUUGGAGAGAGUAAAAAAUGACUUAGUGUCUAAGAAUCUGUCUACUCCAACACUGGAACCGGUUGUAUUGGAGCUGGACCUUACUAAAUUGGGAGAAAUGAGUUCAUUUGUUCAAAAUGUCUAUGAUGCCUGUGGGGAAAUAGACAUUUUGAUUAACAAUGGAGGUAUCUCACAUCGAGGAUCAAUAUUGAAUUCUAAGAUAGAUGUUUUCAAGAGUAUUAUGGAUGUUAACUAUUUUGGUUCUGUUGCUCUGACAAAAGAAUGCCUUCCAAAGAUGGUGCAACGCAAAGCUGGUCACAUAGUGUUUGUGAGUUCGGUCCAGGGGCUCAUUGCAAUACCUGAGCGCUCUGCGUAUGCAGCUGCAAAACAUGCAAUGCAAGCCUUUGGAGAUUCUCUUAGAGCAGAAAUGCAUCAGCAUAACAUCAAUGUUACAGUUGUUAGCCCUGGUUAUAUAAAAACUGCUAUAUCUUUAAAUGCUUACACUGGGUCUGGAGAAGCACAUGGAGUAAUGGAUAAAAGCACGGCUGCUGGUUUCUCUCCAGAAUACACUGCAAACAGGAUCCUUAAUGGAAUUGUGAACAAAGAAAAAGAUUUGGUUAUUAGCCAGUUUUUACCAAGUUUAGCUGUAACUUUAAGACAUUGUACACCAUCAUUAUAUCACUGGAUUAUGGCAAGGAGAGCUGUCAACACAUCUUAGUGGUCUCAACUUUUAACUUAAGUACUAUACAAAGAAAGAGAUUUAUGGCCAAAAAGCUAGUUAUUAUCAUAGACUAAGGAACUAUUUUAUUAGACAAUGGUUAAUACUCAAAUAUUUGUAGUUUUGCAUUUUCUGUUACUUUUACCUCUGAUAGCUCUACGGUAUAAAAUGUUCAGCAACAAAAUAUUAUAUCAGCUAUGCUUACAGAAACUUUACAGAAGUGAAACAGGUCCUUAGUAAUAUGAUAAACUUAUUUUUUUUUAAUUUAGUUAAUUCAGUUAGAAUGGUUAAAGAUUUUAUAGGCAUUUAUUUAAUUUCACCAAUGGCAAGGGUUUUUAUUAGUUUUUAGGGUAUAACUGUCUUUAACUUUGAGUUAGACACUGUUUUUAAUUAUAAUAUUUAAGAAAUUAUAUUUUUAUACAGGUACAUAUGCUUUGUAUUUUCGGAACAUGUACCUUAUGGUAUCAAAAAGAUAUAAUUUAUGAAGUAACAUCGACAUUAUAGAACAUAAAUUGUCGCAAAUUAAUACUCAAUUUGUUAUAUAGUUUGGAUUUGUUUACGGUACAAGAUUGAAGAAUGUUACAAUGGUUUUUUUCACAUUCAUCAAUCAACUCUUAUUUAUUCAUGGUUCAUACAACAGGGUUGUAUUUAGCCAAUAUUAAAUAUUAUUUUAUCUAUGGCAGUACAUAUAAAUGUUAUUGUACUGCUGUGACACACUCAUGAUUAGAUACACUUUAAUGUAGCACAUUUGUUUUACUUUUUUAAGAAUUAGUAAAAAAGUUACUUGUUUAUUGUAAAAAAUAAUUAUAAUGGGCACAAUAGCAAUCUAGUAUUAUAAAAGUUUAAAAUAAACAAUCAGUUAAAUUGUA
Spodoptera litura is the source of this 2209-nucleotide messenger RNA. RefSeq names its product dehydrogenase/reductase SDR family protein 7-like. Gene Ontology annotation, cellular component: membrane. The record is from RefSeq and is a predicted model, not a curated record. Lineage: Eukaryota; Metazoa; Arthropoda; Insecta; Lepidoptera; Noctuidae. Gene Ontology annotation, molecular function: oxidoreductase activity.